AUGCAAAGCGAGCUUUUGUCAAAACUCUUUGGUGGUAAACUGUUUUUCUCCCCCUUGAGUAGGACAAACCCACCGCGGUAUAUCCUUGACAUUGCUACGGGGCUGGGCGAUUGGGCUAUUCAAAUGGGUGAUUUGUUUCCUACGGCGGAGAUUAUUGCCACUGAUUUAUCCCCCAUUCAACCCGAAGAAGUGCCCCCCAAUGUUAAUUUCUACGUCGAAGACUCGUCCGAUCCUUGGGAUUACUCGCACAAGUUUGACUUCAUUCACACUCGAGCAACUAGCGGGUGUUGGACAUCAUUCGAAAAGCAAAUUGUCCAGCAGGCUUUUGAUUCACUCGAGCCUGGGGGAUACUUUGAAUCGCAGGAAAUUGACAGUAUGCUGGGGUGCGAUGACGGCACGGUAAAUGCCAGUGGUGCUUUGGCCCGGUGGCUGAGCGACAUGACAAUGGCCAGCAAUCAAUGCGAUCGGUCGUUGAUUAUUGGGGCGAUAAUGAAGGAGGCCUACAAACGAGUUGGUUUCGUCGACGUCCAAGAGGUCAUGUUCAAGGUCCCCACCAAUGGUUGGGCAAGAGAUGGGCAUCCAAGAGAGAUUGGCAAGAUGUGGGAGAAGAAUCUCCUCUCCGGGCUGAGCGGUUUCUCUUUGAUCUUGUUUCACAGGGUGUUUAAUAUGAGCCCAGAGGAAGUCGAGGUUUCGUUGGUCGAUGUGCGCCGAGAGAUAUCCGACCCCGGCGUACAUGCGUGGAUGCCGGUGCAUGUUGUGUGGGGUAGGAAGCCUGAUCCAGAGGAAGGGGAGAAGAUUGGAUAA
Molecule: messenger RNA, 804 nt
Organism: Metarhizium album ARSEF 1941
Lineage: Eukaryota; Fungi; Ascomycota; Sordariomycetes; Hypocreales; Clavicipitaceae
Exons: 3
Coding region: 1-804 (267 amino acids)
Molecular function (GO): methyltransferase activity
Source: RefSeq, a predicted model, not a curated record